Messenger RNA from Biomphalaria glabrata, 4327 nucleotides. Its product is annotated as maternal embryonic leucine zipper kinase-like. The transcript is spliced from 18 exons. The record is from RefSeq and is a predicted model, not a curated record. Lineage: Eukaryota; Metazoa; Mollusca; Gastropoda; Planorbidae. Gene Ontology annotation, biological process: protein phosphorylation; microtubule cytoskeleton organization; intracellular signal transduction. Gene Ontology annotation, molecular function: ATP binding; protein serine/threonine kinase activity; tau-protein kinase activity. Bases 222 to 2717 code for a protein of 831 amino acids. Gene Ontology annotation, cellular component: cytoplasm.
AGCCUUACUGAUUUAUUAUUUAUUUAUUGGAUUUCUCUUAAAUUUUAAUGAGGAUAUCUUUCUCCUACAGAAUUGAUUCUGAAGAGAUCUACUUUUAGUAAAAGUAUAUCGGUGGGUUGGCCGCCCUCUCCACAAAAUGAUGGCCAGAAAGUAAUUUUGAAGAUAAAGAUCUAACAAGACCACAAAUUAAAAAAAAAAGCCUAUCAAAUAAUAGUGUGAAGAUGUCUCUCUAUCCAGAGCUAAAAGGAUUUUAUCAUCUCAGAGAGACUAUUGGUUCAGGUGGAUUUGCCAAAGUGAAAUUAGCCUAUCAUGCAUUGUCAGGUGAAAAAGUAGCAAUAAAAAUAAUGGAUAAAAAAACUCUUGGGGCUGAGUUGCCCAGGGUCACAACAGAAAUAGCUGCCAUGAAAGAACUUUGCCAUCAACACAUCUGCAAGCUCUUUCAGGUCAUUGAAACAGAGACAAAGUUUUUCCUAGUUCUAGAGUAUUGUCCUGAAGGAGAACUCUUCGACUAUAUAGUUUCUAAAGAUCGACUGGAUGAGUCUGAGGCUCAGAUCUUCUUUAGGCAAAUAGUUGCAGCUGUAGCAUACAUACAUGAUUGUGGCUUUGCUCACAGAGACUUAAAACCUGAAAAUUUACUUCUUGAUGAAGAUCAAAACAUUAAGCUGAUUGAUUUUGGUCUUUGUGCCAAACCCAAGGGUGGUAUGGAAAGUUUAUUGACGACCUUAUGUGGCAGUCCAGCAUAUGCUGCCCCUGAGUUGAUCUCAGGAAAGCAGUAUUUGGGCUCAGAGGUUGACCAGUGGAGUAUGGGUGUGUUGUUGUAUGCCUUGCUGUGUGGAUUUUUACCUUUUGAUGAUGAGAGUAUCACACAGUUGUAUAAAAAAAUUAAGACUGGCUCUUAUAAGUUUCCUGAAUGGCUGAGUGAUGGGAGCAAGGAAUUAAUUUCUCAGUUACUCCAAAUUGAUCCCAAGAAAAGGAUUCCCAUUGCAGAGCUACUCAAGCAUCCAUGGCUAACCAAAAAUGUCAAUGUCCCAAUAGAAUGGAAAAGCAAAUAUAAGAAAAGCUUAGAUGAUGAUUGUAUCACAGAAUUAGCUGUGCAUUAUGGGAAAACAAGAUCGCAAAUGGAAGAGGAAAUUUUACAGUGGAAAUAUGAUUACCAAACAGCAACCUACUUUCUGCUGCUUGAGAAAAAAAUGAAAGGCAAGCCAGUCAGAUUACUAUGUAGACACCCUGCAAGAAAUGAUAGAUCCAGAUCGCGGCACUACAGUUCUGAAGAAGACUUGGUUGGAGUUGAUUUCAACAGUUCACCCUAUGUGUUAACGCCUCAGAACAGAGAUGUUAAAUCGGUGAGGCAUUCAGAAAAAAGGGGGAGAGUUCGAGAAAAACUUGACUUUGACAAUCCAGAAGAGCUUGCUCAGAAGCGAGCAAUGGCAAAAGAUGCUAGCCACGAUCAACAAAUUAUUUCACCCAAGAAACAAGUUGUUUCUCCUACUAAGUCUUCUGAUGACUCAAAGAAAUCACCCAAAGAAAUUGAAUCUGUGAAAAAAACUGAGGCUAAUGAUCUUCGAUCUCCAAAGGCUAGCAACAAAGAAAAUAGGCCCAUAACAAUAAUUUCAGAUGCAUUGCAAGGAAUAGACAAACAUACUAAAGAUGUAGAAUAUAGGAGGAAUGCUGAUGGUAAAACAAGUAACUCUGUUGCUAGAAAAGAAAUCUAUAGCGUGUAUAGCUCACAACAGAAGGACACUGUUUCUAGAGGGAGUGUAUAUGUAGUGAAAAGAUCUGAACUUGCAAAUAAAGCAGAGAACACCCCCAGAAAGCCUCCAGUGAGGCAGGUACCUGUUCAUAGCAAGAAUGGCAAUUCUCAAACGCCAAGCCAACGACAGAGCAUAAGGACGCCAGGAAGGAGAGAGAUUAUGCUAGAGAAACAGCGAGAGGCAGCAUCAGACAAAAACAAAGCUACUAGAACUACAGAGCAAGUGAAGCGAAAUCCUGGCGAGCUUUCUGCCAGACAGAGAACAGUCAACAAUGAGUUUGUCAUCCCGCAGACUCCCAUAUCUUGGGCCACACCUUCCAGGUGUCCGAAAAUGAAACUCCAGUCACCCACGAACACAAAACCAGUUCAGCUUACUUCAAUGGAUGACUCAUAUGUCUGUGAGAAGUCUGCUUUUGCUAACAACAACACAUUUUCCCCCUCACGUUCUUAUGAUUCCCAACUGAAUACAUUGGGAGUUGAUGACAAGCAGUCACCUACACAAGGAGCCAAGGCUGCUUCUCGUUCAGUAGAUGAUGAACUUUACAAAAUGCACAUGUCAACACCAUCUAGUGGUCAGAAGUCUGCACGGAAAGGGGCAGUGUUUGGCAGUAUAGAGCGAAUGCUUAACAUGUUAACUCCAAAAAAGAAAGGCUCGUUAAUAGAGGGUCCCAGAAAAGCAAGGGCGCUGCACAAUGUGUGUCUGACUAGUGAGCUUAGCCCAGAUCAUGUUUUGACCACACUCAAGAAAACAUUACAGAUGAAAUGUAUUCCUUUUAAACAAAGCGACUAUUCCUUGAGGUGUACAGUUACGGAUGACUGGGGCCGCACUAAACUGGCCUUUGACCUAGAAGUGUGUGCACACCCCAAGAAUUCAUUCAUGGGCGUUCAUCGCAAGCGUGUGAAGGGAGACAUUUGGUACUACAAAAGACUGUGUGAAGAUAUCCUGCGAUCUUCUGGGUUCCUUUAAUGGUCAUUUUAGUCCAUCUCAUUUUAUCUUUAAAUUGUCCUUGAUCUGUUGACUAUAUUGCAAUAAAAAGAACCCGACAUAUAUUUUCUAUGUUAGUGUAAUGGAUGAAGAAAAUGUAAUGCUUUCUAUAACAUUUAUGGAAUAAAUUCUUUGCUAAUUUAUAGUUAUAGAUAAAUGAAUGUUAUUGUAUUUAUUAUAGAUUAAAUUAAGCUUUUUAGCUUAAGUACACAUAUUAAAUUUUAAGUUUAUUUUUAAUGGUGCUACUGUACAUGGUCUAAACUAAGUUGUAUUAUGUAUAAAUAAUGCCAUUUGAGAAACUGUUUUUUUUUCCAUACAUUAACUCCUAUAGCAAUAGACUGCUGUGGUUGAGUUGAACUCUUAUAGCAAUAGACUGCUGUGGUUGAAGUGAACUCUUAUAGCAAUAGACUGCUGUGGUUGAGUUGUACUCUAAUAGCAAUAGACUGCUGUGGUUGAGGUGAACUGUAAUGUCUGAUAGGAAGUUACCAGCAGUUUUUUAAUGUUUCUAUUUGACGAGUUUUUCCUCUCACACAGAAAGAGAUGAUACACUUAGCUCAUCUUUUCUUUUUUAAGUGAAAGUCAGAAGUGUAGAGAUUUUUAAACCAAUUUGUUUCCAAUGAAAUGAAUGUUAAAAAGAAUGACACCCUAGCCCCUAGCUAAAACUCUUUGAACUAAAUAGUGAAAGAGUCUUCUCCUCUUCUUCCCUCAAUAACUUGUUGUUUGAACUGACUUGACAAAAACUCUACUUUGUUACUGAGAAACAACUAAAACUAAUUGCAUGCACUUUGUCUUGACAUUGACCUUUUCAUUUUUUUUUUGCUUCAUUUGGCCAUAUAAUUAUGCAGUUUGUAUGUAAAUAUAGAAACUAUUGUUUUAUGCCACCUUUAUUUAAAUAGCACAAUAAACUCAAAGACUACGAUAAUAAACAUCACUAAGGAUUUCAAUACAAUAGAAUUGAACAUGUUAUAUGUAAAUGAGAAAGAAGUGUAUGCACAAUGCAUUAUAUGGAUGAGAGGUUGUGAAAAUAUUUUACACCCGAACUAUACACAUUUAGAUAUUAAAUAAGACAACCUGUUCUAACAAAAUCAGGCAUGAAUUUAAGUAUAAAAUUGACCAUGGAAAAACAACACAAUUUCAGAAAUAAGUGGAAAACCAAUGUAAACAGUACAUGAAAUGUCAUCUUUCUGUUAUUUAUCAAUAAGAUUCAGUGUUUGUUAAUCGACUAUCUCAAGUGAGUGUAUUACAGUAUACUUAUUUUGCUAGAACAGGUUAUGCUUUUAUGUGCCUUAUACACCUGUAAAACUGUAAUAUAGUUGGCAUUUUGGUUGAAAUGAAAUGAUUGCUCUCCCCUUGUUAUGCUGAGUCCCCAACUUUUACUAGAUCUCAUUGUACUGUUUGUGUCCGUGUUGUUACAUUGUCAUCAAUGAAAGUAGAGGCCUGAUUGGCUUGUCAAAAGAAGUUUGUGAAAUGACAUCAUUGAAUUGACUCUUCAGUUGACAUGCCUACCUCCCUCAUUUUGUUGUUCUUGUCUAUUAAUGUACAUUUGAAAUGCAUAUUAUUUUAUUCAUAAUUACAGCCUUGAUUCUAACCAA